AUGGUCUACGUCCUGAUAUUUUACACCCCUGCACCGGGCCACUCAGCUAGAGACAGGCGGUACGAAGGAGGAGCCACGAGUUCGGCGGCUUCGGCAGCCUCAGGCGGGAUUGAUGGCGCAUCACCGUCUCCCGGGCGUGCGGCCGGAGAGACGCCGGCAGAAACCCAGCCUCGUGCCAUCGCACAGCAAUUCCGAGUCGUAAGACCCCUCGAUGAUGAGGAUGUGUAUCGCGUGCGCUACUAUGCAAAAUUCGUGCUGUCAAUGAAGCUCUGGAAAAGUGAUGCAGACCUCUCUGCCAACGAUUUGCAGCAGGUGCACAUUGCCCUGCGAGAACAAACUCUAUUCCCAAACCUUCGAGUAUUCGAAUACGAAGGACCGUCAGAAUUCACUCCCUACCUGCCCUCCAUUCUAGUGACGUCUGUCACCGAUAUGAAGCUGUACUACAACUUCGGCUGCGAUCUCGACAUGGGCCUCUGGACUGUGCGACCUGAAGAUAUCGACUACAGUGAUGAUAGGGACGCCAUCCUCGCUAUCAAGGAGAGGCAACCUCGAGCUCCCAUAACUACCCUCCUCAUCUUCAUCAGUAUGCCACUUCCCGAGUUCCUGCGCCCGAUCCUGACCGGCUGGGACGAGCUUGAGGAUUUGACACUCGAAACGCACUGUGUCGAUCCGCCCAUGUUUAUGAUGAUUGCGGCCCUGCCGCAUCUGAAGAACUUGGAGAUGCCAGCAGUCUCUGGACUUGACCGUCCCUGUGUAGCAUCACGAUCGGCGUGCACCUCCAACUAUACACUCCGCUCGCUGCGCCUCUACGGGUUAUCUGUGGCAGAGAUGAUUUCCAUCAUUCGCCCUAUCUCUUUGUCUACACUCGAGGCAAUUUGUGGAGUAGCUGCAUCAGCCUUUCAGGACAUCGGUAUGCGCAUACGCGAAGCUGGCGUACCCGCUUCGCUUCAAGACAUGACUCUUGCUCAACACGUUCUACAUCCCCAUCCUGAGCAGGAACCGGACGCUUACUGGCGCGAGGCUCUGCGGAUCCAGCACAUCAUCCCUUUCUUCUUUAACAAAAGCCUGGUGCACGUCAGGAUUAUCUUCCAGACGAUCGCUUUCUCGGACGACGACAUGGCCAUACUCGCUCAAGCAUGGCCUCGCUUGCAAUCCCUGACCCUACUAAGCGAAGGAUCCACGGAUGUUCCUGUCGCAUUAUCCAGCAUGCUCGCCUUCGCACGCUACUGCCCCGAUCUCACCUAUCUCCUUCUAUCCGUCGAUGCUACGAGGAUAACAGUCCCCAAUCCCUCCAACAUCCCCUUUCCUCGCGCACACGAACGCCUGAGCGUGUUGCAUGUCGAGGAUUCCCCCAUCUCCUCACCAGCAAGGGUGGCUUCGUUCUUGACGCGGUUCUUCCCGAACGCCAGACCAAAAGUCGGGCUGAAGACGCGUAUGAACGAUGCAACACGCGAGAGGUUGUGGCUGGACGUGCUGGAGUUGAUACCUAUCCUGCUGGACGCACGUAUGACAGGCAUCCACGGCGGGGUUACGGUGAAGCCGAAGUGAUCUAACUGAGUUAGUUUGCAUUCUCUAUCUCGUCGUCAACCA
Messenger RNA from Schizophyllum commune H4-8, 1590 nucleotides. RefSeq lists its product as uncharacterized. NCBI's taxonomy places the organism in Eukaryota, Fungi, Basidiomycota, Agaricomycetes, Agaricales, Schizophyllaceae. The coding region runs from base 1 to 1548 and encodes 515 amino acids. The transcript is spliced from 3 exons. The record is from RefSeq and is a predicted model, not a curated record.